Nerophis lumbriciformis (worm pipefish) is the source of this 5903-nucleotide messenger RNA. RefSeq lists its product as uncharacterized. Gene Ontology annotation, biological process: regulation of transcription by RNA polymerase II. The record is from RefSeq and is a predicted model, not a curated record. Gene Ontology annotation, cellular component: nucleus. Lineage: Eukaryota; Metazoa; Chordata; Actinopteri; Syngnathiformes; Syngnathidae. Gene Ontology annotation, molecular function: DNA-binding transcription factor activity, RNA polymerase II-specific.
GUCUUUCCGGGUAGCGAAAGGCUAGGUGGCGACGGAGGCUUCUCGGAGAAGUUUCAUACUGACGAUAUGACAGCAAAUAUUGCGAGAAACACCUCAAAUAUACACAUUUUCCUAAGCCCACGAAACUGGAGUUGAGUUUGGAGCGAUGGAGUGUUAGCUGAAGUGAAGAUUGAAGACGUGAUAGAAGAUGGACGACUACUGCUAUGCUAAGAUGGCGACGUGCGGUAAAAGAGAACAUGAAAGAGAAUCAGUAAAGGAGAAAAAGACGAAAACCAAAGAUGAAGACGUCCAGCAGCUGAUUGGUCAUCCGGAAGAACUUCCCCCUCAAUCGCCCGCAGGGAGCUCUACUUUGAAGCAGGAAAUUCCACAGCCACCCCGCAUUAAAAAGGAAGAGGAGGAACUCUUGAUCACUCAGGAGGGAGAGUGUCUUCUAGAAUCGCAGGAGGCUGAUCUCACCAAGUUGCCACUGACUGUUGUCUCUGUGAAGACUGAAGAUGAUGAAGAGAAACCACAAGUAGACAACCUCUUAGCUCCACUAUCAGAUAGUGAGGCUGAAGACGAGGUUGAAGUAACUUUGAGCAGCGAUACAGACUGUGAAGGUGAUAUGAGGACUCACACUGACAACAAACACUCUGAAUGCUCUGAAGAGAAAAGCGGUAAAACAUGUUUGAGCUGCUCAGUUUGUGCUAAAAGCUUUACUAAGAAGAGCCAACUGACUAAACACAUGAGAACCCACACAGGAGAAAAACCCUUUAAUUGUUCAGUUUGUGGUAGAAACUUUACUCAAAAUGGCAGUUUGACUCAACACAUGAGAACACACACAGGAGAAAAGCCGUUUCAUUGUUCAGUUUGUAGGAAAAGCUUUUCUCACAAGAGCAAUUUAAUGGAACACAUGAGAACACACACAGGAGACAAACCUUUUAAUUGUUCGGUUUGCGGUAAAAGCUUUACUCAAAGUGGCAGUUUGACGCAACACAUGAGAACGCACACUGGAGAAAAACCAUUUAGUUGUUCAGUUUGCGGUAAACGCUUGUCUCAUAGUGGCCGCUUGAUUCCGCACAUGAGAACGCACACAGGAGAAAAACCAUUUAAUUGUUCAGUUUGUGGUCAAGGCUUUUCUCAGAACGGCAGUUUGACUCAACACAUGAGAACGCACACUGGAGAAAAACCAUUUAGUUGUUCAGUUUGCGGCAAAAACGUAACCAAUAGUAGCCAUUUGACUUCACACAUGAGAACGCAUACAGGAGAAAAACCAUUUAAUUGUUCAGUUUGCGGUAGAAGUUUUUCUCAAAAAUGCAGUUUGACUCAACACAUGAGGACACACGCUGUAGAAAAAACAUUUAGUUGUUCAGUUUGCGGUAAAAGAUUCCAUCGCAAUGCAGACGCAGUAAAACACUUAAGUACACACACGGGAGAACAACCAAUCAGCUCUUAAGUUUGUGGUAUGUUGCACAUAUGUGGUGACAUCCACACAAGCCCGGGAUCUUUUCAAAAAUAAAUAAACUUAUACUUUCACGAAUAUCAAAGGUCUUCUGAAUAAGUGGGAUUAUCUGGAGCAUAAUGUUGUGGUCUGUGAAUCUGAAACGUUCCUGAACAGCAAGAUGGAUGAUGCUUGUAGUGAUUGGUUACUUCUUCCGACCAGACAGACCUGAUGAGUCUAGCUGGGGAGGAAUUGGAGUCUUCUUCAGUGAUGCUUUCACCGCCUGACUUUGAACACCAACCACAUGAAUCGAUAUGCCUGAAGCUACACCUUCCAGGUCGCCUGAGGUUUAUAUUUUGGUCUACAGACCAACAUCGGAUGAUGACUUCGGCCCUAAUUUGCUAAAGAUUUGCGUUUACAAAAUCACGUGCAAACCUGAUACCACACGCAAAGCUGAUCCACUAAAUGUGUGCAAAGUGUAUUGUGUCUGUUAAGUGAGCAGAAUAAGGCUUUGUCUUUGAAUACAAAAUAUAGGCUGAUCAUCAAAACGGCCACAGUACUGGGAGGACAAGAUGCAAAUAUAAUUAUUUAAUACGCGCAAUGAGAUUUAUCAACAAUUAACACUAUUUUGCAAGCACAAUUUUUUUAUUUUGCAUUUGUCAGAAGCAGAAGUGGGUAGAGUAGCCAGAAAUUGUACUCAAGUAAGAGUACUGUUACUUUAGAGAUGUAUUACUCAAGUAACAGUAAGGAGUAGUCACCCAAAUAUUUACUUGAGUAAAAGUAAAAAGUAUGUUGUGAAAAAACUACUCAAGUACUGAGUAACUGAUGAGUAACCUGUUCGUUUAAUGAUGACAGCAGCAAAUAAUGCACAAAAACAUAAAAAUAGCAAUGAGCAUAUUCAGAGCCAGGAAUAUCUCUUAAGCAACUAAAACAACCUCAACCCUUGACUAACACCCUCCCACUUCCACAUCCCACCUCCCCGGAUUGUAAAUAAUCAAAUGUAUAUACUUGUUCUUAUGCUAUCUGAACUCACUAUGUUCUCUGUUCGCUGUACAUAUCCUACCAAGUCAGACCUACACUGUUUCAAUGCCCAUUUCUCUGUUGAUGCAAUUGUUGAUUACUGAAGUGCUGAUAUCAACCAAACCCUCCUAACCCCACCUCCCGGAUUGUAAAUAAUGUAAAUAAUACAAGGUAUGUACUCUGAUGAUUAACUUGUGUGAUGACUGUAUUAUGAUGAUAGUAUAUAUUUGUAUCAUGAAUUGAUUACGACUUAAACAAGUUGAAAAACUGAUUCGGGUGUUACCAUUCAGUGGUCAAAUGUACGGAAUAUGUACUGAACUGUGCAAUCUACUAAGAACAUUUUCAAUCAAUCAAUGAACAUAAAAAAAUUAAGCCAAAUUGAGCCACAAUAACUUAACAGUACCAUAGGCUCAGUAGGCAGAGAUUACAAAGGAAAAUAACAAGUUAGCCUUUACGCAAACCAUAAACUGAUAGGUGUGGGCUGCACCUGGGAACACACUGAUUGGUGUUUCUAUGCGUGUGUGUGUGUGUGUGUGUGUGUGUGUGUGUGUGUGUGUGUGUGUGUGUGUGUGUGUGUGUGUGUGUGUGUGUGUGUGUGUGUGUGUGUGUGUGUGUGUGUGUGUGUGUGUGUGUGUGUGUGUCUAUGAGGCUGCAGUGCAUUAAUAAAUGUCCCCACACGAUGUACAUUUGACAGUGAUUCACAGCAGGGAAGCUAACAUCAGCCUAAGGUGAUUUCUACUAACGUUACUUACCGCGAUGUGCUUCCUCAAAUUUGACGUUGAGUUCAUGUGAGCUUAAGCUUGUUGUUUGCCGCUGAAACUUUAUGUGCAGUUAAUCAUGUGACCGCUUGGCUCUGUUUGAUUGAUGAAACUGAGUGAAACGUCACCAGUGACUGCAUUUGAUUGGUGAAACGCAGGCAUGCGAUAGAUCCUACUUUGAAGGUCUGUCUGACAAACCAAAACAAACAAAGCGGCCAUUAACAGAUCGAUAAAAGUCAGUAGCGAGUAGCGAGCUGAAUGUAGAUAAAUGGAGCGGAAUAAAAGUAGCGUUUCUUCUAUGAACUGUAUGUGUGUGUAGUGUUUCAUGACCAUUCAUUUAGUGCCUUGCCAGAAUAAAGAUCAAUGUUUACAUGACUUGGCUUGGACUUGGAUGCUAGUAUCACAGAAAACAUCUGCAUCGAUGGACAUUUUCUGUCACAAAGUCUGGAUUUUUCCUGUCAAAAAAUCUGGAUUAUUUCUGUCAAAAUGUCUGGAGUUUUCUCUGUUAAAAAAUCUGGAUUUUUUUCUGUCAAGCAGUCAGGAUUUUUUCUGUAAAAAUGUUGGGAUUUUUCUGUCAAAAAAUCGAGAUUUUUCUGUCAAAAAAUUGGGAUUUUAGUCUGUCAAAAAGUUGGCAUUUUUCUCUGUUAAAAGUCAGGAUGUUUCUUUGUCAAAAACGCAGGAUUUUUUCCAUCAAAAAAAUUGGGAUUUUUCCUGUCAAAAAGUCAGAAUUUUUUCUGUCAAAAAGUCAGGAUUUUUUCGGUUAAAAAUCAGGAUUUUUUUCUGUCCAAAAAUCUGGAUUAUUUCUGUCAAAAUGUCGGGAGUUUUCUCUGUCAAAAAAUCUGGAUUUUAUUCUGUCAAAAAGUCGGCAUUUUUCUCUGUUAAAAGUCAAGAUUUUUCUUUGUCAAAAAGUCGGGAUUUUUUCCAUCAAAAAAAUUGGGAUUUUUCCUGUCAAAAAAUCUGGAUUUUCUCUGUUAAAAGUCAGAAUUUUUUCUGUCGAAAAGUCUGGAUUUUUUUCUGUCAAAAUGUCGGGAUUUUUUCCGUCAAAAAAUCGGGAUUUUAUUCUGUCAAAAAAUCGGGAUUUUAUUCUGUCCAAAAAAUCGGGAUUUUAUUCUGUCCAAAAAAAUCGGGAUUUUAUUCUGUCCAAAAAAAAAUCGGGAUUUUUUUCUGUCAAAAAAUUGGGAUUUUUCUGUCAAAAAGUCUGGAUUUUUUCCGUCAAAAAGUCUGGAUUUUUACCGUCAAAAAGUCGGGAUUUUUCUCUGUUAAAAGUCAGGAUUUUUUCUGUCAAAAAAAUCGGGAUUUUCUCUGUUAAAAAUCAGGAUUUUUUUCUGUCAAAAAAUCUGGAUUUUCUCUGUCAAAAAGUCGGGUUUUUUCUGUCAAAAUGUCUGGAUUUUUUCUGUCAAAGAGUCUGGGUUUUUUCUGUCAAAAAAUCUGGAUUUUUUCUGUCAAAAAUUGGGAUAUUACAAACUACAAGUGUGUAUUUAGAGCCGUGCCUUUUUCUGACCUGUUUACAUCCGGUGAACGAAGUAGUGGUCAACCAAACCAAUAUGGCUACCGUGCAGCAAUAUAUAUAUUUCCCCAAAGUCCCCAAAGUUACGUACGUGAGACUUUUUGAGACUUUUAUUAGUAGGUUGCACAGUGAAGUACAUAUUCCGUACAAUUGACCACUAAAUGGUAACACUCGAAUACGUUUUUCAACUUGUUUAAGUCCACUUAAAUUGAUUCAUGAUACAGAUAUAUACUAUCAUAUAUACUAUCAUCAUAAUACAGUCAUCACACAAGAUAAUUAUCAGGGUGUAUACAUUGAAUUAUUUACGUGACAUGCACAUAGCGGCACGCACGUACGGGCAAGCGAUCAAAUGUUUGGAAGCGUACUCACGGUACCGUGUCUGCGUAUCCAACUCAAAGUCCUCCUGGUAAGAGUCUCUGUUGUCCCAGUUCUCCACAGGCCAAUGGUAAAGAUUGACUGUCAUCUUUCGGGAAUGUAAACAAUGAAACACCGGCCGUGUUUGUGUUGCUGAAGUCGGCCGCAAUACACCGCUUCCCACCUACAGCUUUCUUCUUUGCUGUCUCCAUUGUUCAUUGAACAAAUUGCAAAAGAUUCACCAACACAGAUGUCCAGAAUACUGUGGAAUUUUGCGAUGAAACAGACGACUUAAUAGCUGUCCACCAUGCUGUCCCAAAAUGUCCUCUACAAUCCGUGACGUCAGGCGCUGACGUCAUCAUACCGAGACGUUUUCAGCGGGAUAUGACGCGCGAAAUUUAAAAUUGCACUUUAGUAAACUAACCCGGCCGUAUUGGCAUGUGUUGCAAUGUUAAGAUUUCAUCAUUGAUAUAUAAACUAUCAGACUGCGUGGUCGGUAGUAGUGGCUUUCAGUAGGCCUUUAAAUAAAAACAAACUCCUUGACAGAAGAAACAUCAACUACUGAUCUGCAUUCUGAAGAGCCAUAUUUUUGUUAUUUGAGUGCUUGAAUAUGGUUUUUUUUCUUCCUUUUUAUGUUAUUAUGUUGGUUUAUGUGACGUCACGUCUGUGUAUGGAUCUUCAUAUUUGCCUUCACUGUAUAGUAGUUGUGUUUUAAUAUCUCGCUUUAUUGUCUGAAUAUUAAUGAUAGUCUGGCAACUCCUGAAUAAAUGUUUCUUAUGACCACAUUUUGAAAAUAUAUAGAACAUGUGUUUUAUUUUAUUGAUCCCAUUGCUGCCGUUUUGAA